Messenger RNA from Anoplophora glabripennis (Asian longhorned beetle), 2233 nucleotides. RefSeq lists its product as uncharacterized. Bases 442 to 2025 code for a protein of 527 amino acids. The transcript has 3 exons. NCBI's taxonomy places the organism in Eukaryota, Metazoa, Arthropoda, Insecta, Coleoptera, Cerambycidae. The record is from RefSeq and is a predicted model, not a curated record.
UAGUGCAGUUCGUUGUUAGUUGUUGGAGAGUAGUUAUGAGUGCGGUUCGUCAGUGUAUACUAUACACAGUUGCCGUUUAGUUACAUGUGUUAAAGAAGUAUUCUCAAUACACAAACUAUAUAAGUAAAAAUAUUUCGUUUUGUCCACUGUGAAUUGGAUUAUAUGUUCUUCAAUCGAGGAAAUUUAAACCACUAAACAUAUGCAACACCAUCGCAUGGCAUAAUUGGUGUAAUUGACAGGUGAAAAAGAGAAAAAAAAGUGAGGACAAUGGGCAAUGUGACUUUUAUAUAAUUCACAAAAACCAAAAUAUAAAAUUAACCAAGGAAAAGAUUGUUAAAAAUUCAUUGGGAAUCGUUGUCUUUGAUACAUCUGCCAGCCAGUGGUGUACGUAAUAUAAAUCGUUGUGUGAAGUUAUCAUAAAUUUAAGGUGAACGUUACAAUAUGGCUCAGGAUGUGAUUGAUUCUGCAAUUUUCACUGGUGCUGAAAAUAAUACCAAAGGUCCAUCUAUACAGACACUCAACAGCGAAAUGCCCAAUAAAGAAAGUCAGAAAGAAAACAGAAAACGCGUUUUUAAAUCUCUUCUCAACAGAUUAAGAUGUAAGAAGUAUGCCAGCGCUGCAAUAUCAAAACCAGACCCAACGUAUCGGGUAGCAUAUCUUGGAAAUGUCGUCACUGGAUGGGCUAAAGGUGAAGGUUGUGUCGAGAAACCUUUAGCCACAUUAUGGCGCAAUUAUACCCAAUCUUCUCGACCAGACGUUCGUAUGCAGUUGACCGUAAGCGCAGGAGGUUUAAAAGCAACAACAAAGGACCAUGGUUUAACUGAAUAUUGGGCUCAUAGAUUAACCACCUGUGCUGCACCUGAUCAAUUCCCUAGAUUGUUUUGUUGGGUGUACAGACACGAAGGAAGACGGCUGAGACACGAACUUCGAUGCCAUGCUGUUUUAUGUUCAACUGCAGCUAUAGCAAGACAGAUUGAGAUGGAGUUGAAACAGUCACUAGCAUUAGCUCUACACGAAUUUAAACGUGAUAAAGUAUCACGACAAAAUGCUAGAUUAUCUUUGGUUAAUUCAUUAUAUGAGAAUCCAACAAUACCUAGAAGAAAAAUAUUACUUAGUACUGGGUCACAUAACUACAAACCUCCCCUAGAAAGGUCAAAGUCAGCUCCAAAAUUAACAAGUAUUGAAGAAAUCAUAGAAGAAGAUGAUACUUUUCAAAGUUCUCAAAAAAUAUACAAAGAAAUAUUAAAACAUUAUGACAGUACUAGUAGUUUAUUAGGCAAAAGGAACAAUUACUUAAUAAAUAAAUUCCAAUUCAGAGACACUACCAUACCUAUUACAGAAGAUUUCUGUAAUGAAAAAGAGGUGUUGAGUAGGAAAGUUCAGUUUGAAAAUGGUAUAGAAGACUUAACUUUAGACGAAAAGAGUGACAUGAUCUUAGAAGAACUAGUUCAAAAUUCACUAAGAAAUGAUCUGUUAGAAACUUGCGAAAGAGCGUGGUUUAAUGCUUUAAGAGAAAAACCAGAUCUAAUUCCCCAUGACAGUGAUGAAGGUUCACUGUCUAGUGGCUGUGAUUCUGCAAGCACUAUUGUAUCUGAUGUGGAGCAAGUAAUUUUCCCUACAAUAAAUGAAAUUGUUCAUGAAGAGGAAGCAUGUGGUAAAGCUGUACUUGAAAAGAAGACUGAUUUAGAAUUUAUAGUAGGGAAUAAUAUGUUGUCACGAGUAAGGAGUUUCGAAAAAAUUGCAAAUACAGAUAUUUUAAAGUAUUGCGGACUGAAUACUGCCUAUAAUAAUACACCCAUUUUGGACCAGGAUGAAGUUUCUCUAAUACCAGUGGGAGAAAGUCACUCGGACUUUAGUUCAUUGAAGGUUUACAAAAAACGGAGUAUGUCAGAACCUACUUACCUUAUAAAUAUACGUAAUCGAAAUGACUUUGAAGAGGAAGAAAAUGGCAGUGCUUGUAGUGACGAAAGCGGCUUUGAAGAAGAUGAAUUAGCUAGCUCGAUUGGAAAUAUAGUCUUGGUUUAGUGUUUUGAAAGUUAAAGAAAAUGUUUUACAUUUGUGGUAACAUAUGAUAAUAACAAAUAUGUAGUAUGUAUGUAUGUACCUACAUUCUACGUAAGUUAUUAAAUUUUUACGUUUUCACAUAAUAUUUGCAUAAUUUUUACCACUUUGGAGAACUGAUGUACAUAAAAGGGUUAUAGUAAAUGCUGUAAAAUAAAGAUUCUGAUUUUUA